AUGUAUCGACAUCCAAUUUUAGAUCUCUUGAGUCCAAUCUGUACACAGCAGGUACAGAUCUUCUCACGUGGAGCUAACUGUCGGUGGCACUGUGGGAGACUCUUGGUAUUCCCUGCCAGGUCGGAGUUCUUUCAACUGAUCCUCCUGCAGCGCCGAACUCUCAGCAAGAACGCUUCGUUCUAUGGUCUGCCAGUAGAAAUGUACCGCUUGAAGAGCGAUUUCUUGUGCACAUCCUUCACCCAAGGGCAUACAGACAUUGUUCUGCUUGAUAUACAGCUUCAAAGACUCCAGAACCUGCACAGGUGCCCGAAGCCAUCUUGUUGUGAAGUUGAUAUCAUCUCUGACGGUGAUGAGGUCACAGCCGGGACAAAUAUCCUCAGUCACCAGAUUGUAGCGUUAGAUCAACGACAGCGGCAUCACAGACCAGUCAACACCAACACCAGCUGUGACGCCGACCUACGUGCUCCCCAGCCACGGUUGUAUGUGGACCAUACGCUGAUGUCGGUUGAAUCCGCCUCAAGUGAUAGCCCGUCUAGAGAGCUGGCAGAAUGUCAAGAGAACGCGGAGUGCAUCACCGGGCUGACAGGAGAUUAUGUUUGUGCCCAGUUCACGUGAUUGGAGGCUUAAUCGGAUGGGCACUGGGCACCAAACGUUAGUGGCAGAACGUGAGGUAGUUGUGAUCGAUGUCUUCUACAGAUACGACGGUGUCGUCACCCUCCAAAAUCUCCCUACUGUUGAUGACGUCGUGCAGACUGUAAGGUGCCUGUUCAGGAAGGAAAAGAAUGCCCUAGUGUUUGAUCUUCUCCUUCUGGGAACACCGCUUCAUCAUGUGCUACACUGCUCAAUAGAACACCUGCUUGUUUGUGGAAUUAAUCUCUCAUGUCAUGACAAGUUGACUUCAGUAAUAUAUAAACAUGGUUCUACAAGUACUCCAGAGUAGGAUGUAUACACAUUGCAAUCAACACCAGGUGUCUCUGUGAAAGGGUUUCUCACGAAAGAAUAAUAAACUAUUCGAUAUCUUGUACUGAAAACCCCUCGCAUAAAAUAAAGUAUUUCCCAAUAUCUAUCUAUUUCAAACAGUUACUAAUGGAACAGAUCCAGAUGACAGUCCCAGAGGUUAAAAACGUUAUUUCCAGUGGAACUUUCAGAGUACUCUGUAUUAUCUCUGAAUCUACGGAAAGUGCUGAGAUAUUAUCUGAAGCACCGAGCUUCUUGCUAUUGUCAUCGUUAAACAUUCCACCUUUGUGGUUCCAUAGGCUGACCGCGGCCGUCAGUUCUGUUAUUCAUGUGCCGACAAGUUGGAAAGGUUGAAAUACUGCGUGAGGCCCUGUCCACCAUAAGUAUAAACAUAUGAAUAUAGCAGUUUUAGGAGAUCCCUACCACCGAUAAGAUUGACAGGGCAAUAUACUUCAGCUUAUAAGAUGUCGAAGAGAGACCAUGCCACACACAGGAACAUUCAAGGUUUUGGUGCUGAAUAUGACCAUGCUGUUCUAAAGACUGGAACUUACAGAUUAUUGGUGGGGAAUAUGACCAUGCUGUUCUAAAUACUGGAACUUACAGAUUAUUGGUGGGGAAUAUGACCAUGCUGUUCUAAAGACUGGAACUUACAGGUCAUUGGUGGGGAAUAUGACCAUGCUGUUUUAAAUACUGGAACUUACAGAUUAUUGGUGGGGAAUAUGACCAUGCUGUUCUAAAGACUGGAAC
This is a messenger RNA of Haliotis rubra (blacklip abalone), 1704 nucleotides long. RefSeq lists its product as uncharacterized. The record is from RefSeq and is a predicted model, not a curated record. Bases 1 to 615 code for a protein of 204 amino acids. The transcript is spliced from 4 exons. NCBI's taxonomy places the organism in Eukaryota, Metazoa, Mollusca, Gastropoda, Lepetellida, Haliotidae.